Molecule: messenger RNA, 1233 nt
Organism: Penicillium brevicompactum
Lineage: Eukaryota; Fungi; Ascomycota; Eurotiomycetes; Eurotiales; Aspergillaceae
Gene: fdh
Product: formate dehydrogenase (NAD+) FDH1
Exons: 2
Coding region: 1-1233 (410 amino acids)
Cellular component (GO): cytosol
Molecular function (GO): oxidoreductase activity, acting on the CH-OH group of donors, NAD or NADP as acceptor; formate dehydrogenase (NAD+) activity; NAD binding
Source: RefSeq, a predicted model, not a curated record
AUGGUAUUUACUCGUUCCCUUUCCCGUCAAUUGGGACGGCCCCUCCUCUCCAAGCCAUUCGCGACCAGCCCCUUCACCCGGGCUUCACCGAUGGCUGGCUCUUUCUCCGGUGUUCGUAGGCUAACCGCGACUGCCAACCUUCAGGGUAAAGUUCUUCUCGUUCUGUACGAUGGUGGUGAGCACUCCAAGCAGCAGCCUCAGCUGCUCGGUACCACCGAGAACGAGCUUGGUAUCCGCAAGUGGCUCGAGGAUCAGGGUCACACCCUGGUGACCACCUCUGACAAGGAGGGUGAGAACUCCACCUUCGACAAGGAGCUUGUCGAUGCCGAAGUUAUCAUCACCACCCCCUUCCACCCCGGUUACCUGACCGCUGAGCGUCUGGCCAAGGCCAAGAACCUCAAGCUCGCUGUCACUGCCGGUAUCGGUUCCGACCACGUUGACCUCAACGUCGCCAACGUCACCAACGGUGGUAUCACCGUUGCUGAGGUCACUGGCUCCAACGUCGUCUCCGUCGCUGAGCACGUCGUCAUGACCAUCCUCCUCCUCGUCCGCAACUUUGUCCCCGCCCACGAGCAGAUCAAGAACGGUGACUGGGACGUUGCCGCCGUCGCGAAGAACGAGUUCGACCUCGAGAACAAGGUUGUCGGUACCGUCGCUGUCGGCCGUAUCGGUGAGCGUGUCCUCCGCCGCCUCAAGCCCUUCGACUGCAAGGAGCUCCUCUACUUCGACUACCAGCCCCUCUCCCCCGAGACCGAGAAGGAGAUCGGCUGCCGUCGCGUUGAGAACCUCGAGGAGAUGCUCGCCCAGUGUGACGUUGUCACCAUUAACUGCCCCCUCCACGAGAAGACCCGUGGUCUCUUCAACAAGGAGCUCAUUUCCAAGAUGAAGCCCGGUGCUUGGUUGGUCAACACCGCCCGUGGUGCUAUUGUUGUUAAGGAGGAUGUCGCCGAGGCCCUCAAGUCCGGCCACCUCCGCGGAUACGGUGGUGAUGUCUGGUUCCCCCAGCCCGCCCCCAAGGACCACCCUCUCCGCUACGCCGAGCACCCCUGGGGUGGCGGCAACGGCAUGGUCCCCCACAUGUCCGGUACCUCUAUUGAUGCCCAGAUCCGUUACGCCAACGGCACCAAGAACAUUCUGGACAGCUACUUCUCCGGUCGCUUCGACUACCGCCCUGAGGACCUGAUCGUCCACAAGGGUGAGUACGCCACCAAGGCCUACGGUCAGCGCAAGUAA